Messenger RNA from Uloborus diversus, 1714 nucleotides. Its product is annotated as T-box transcription factor TBX20-like. NCBI's taxonomy places the organism in Eukaryota, Metazoa, Arthropoda, Arachnida, Araneae, Uloboridae. Gene Ontology annotation, molecular function: DNA-binding transcription factor activity, RNA polymerase II-specific; RNA polymerase II cis-regulatory region sequence-specific DNA binding. The transcript has 5 exons. Bases 288 to 1331 code for a protein of 347 amino acids. Gene Ontology annotation, cellular component: nucleus. The record is from RefSeq and is a predicted model, not a curated record. Gene Ontology annotation, biological process: positive regulation of DNA-templated transcription; heart development; regulation of transcription by RNA polymerase II.
ACCCUCUUCCUCCUCCCCGGCAUCCCGAGUCCCCGCGCUCCUCGUCGGUCUCGUCCGACCUGGAGCCGGACUCACCGCGUCCCGGAUCCUCCCGGCCCGGAUCUGCGCCGGCCGACGACGGCGAGGCGUCCUCGCCGCGGCCCCCUUCUGCGCCGGCGAGCCGUCCGGCGCACAACCCGUACGCGGCCGGACUCAAGCCGCGCUGCAACAGCGAGCCGCUGCAGGUCGUGGAGUGCCUGCUCGAGAACAAGGACCUCUGGGACAAGUUUCACGAGCUGGGCACGGAGAUGAUCAUCACCAAGACGGGAAGGCGUAUGUUUCCUACAGUCCGCGUUUCGUUUUCCGGUGCUGAACUCCACACGAAAUAUGCGGUAUACAUGGACAUUGUUCCGGUGGACAACAAGAGGUACAGAUACGCGUACCACCGGUCGUCGUGGCUUGUGGCGGGAAAAGCCGACCCUCCAUCUCCUUCCAGACUUUACCUACAUCCGGAUUCUCCCUUCACCGGAGAACAGCUCAAAAAACAGGUGGUUACUUUUGAAAAAGUCAAGCUCACCAACAAUGAGAUGGACAAACAAGGACAUAUAGUCUUGAACUCUAUGCACAGGUAUCAACCUCGCAUCCACAUAGUGAGAAAAUCUGGGAGCACGACACUAACAUCGCCCUCAGAACUAGAAAAUGAAGAGUUUAGGACCUAUGUCUUUCCAGAAACAGUCUUCACAGCAGUUACAGCAUACCAAAACCAACUAAUAACGAAACUUAAAAUCGAUAGCAAUCCAUUUGCCAAAGGUUUUCGGGACUCAUCGAGGCUCACAGAACUAGAGAGGGAGACAAUGGAAAGUCUCAUGACCGAGCACACUUACUCCAGAACUCCACUCAGGCCAUUCCUGGACCUUGAAAGAGAAGAACUCAACUGUUUGUUGCUUCGGGAGAAAGCAGAAAUGCUUGGACUAACCACGAGGCCUCCUUUCUUUUGGAGGCCUCCAGGACCUACAGGCUAUUCACCGGACUCAUAUCCAUUGUUGUCUUCUCAGGCGGGCUGCUUGCCCCCUCACCUAUACCCAGUGUCUAGAACCAUGAUGGUUCCUCCCCAAGUGAUCCAACAGUGGGCAAAUAGCAACCCAUCCUCGCUGUCAGCAGGACUAAGUCAGUACAACAUGCUGAUGAACAAUAUGUCUUCGUGUCCUCCACCAGUAGGCACUCUGAGGCCACUACCUAGUCAUCCCAGUGAUGGGUCAUCCAAUCAUCGCUACAUGCCUUAUGUUUAUUCCAGAAAAGAACAAACUAAUGGCAAUGAUCCUGAAGCAUCAUCACCUUCUGGUCUGAGAUGAAAUUGUUCUUGAAUCCUCACAGACAUUAAUUUUUGAACAAGUAAUCUUUUGAUGGUGAAAACUGAAACAAGUGGAAAAAUUCAUAAUCAUUUUUCUGUUGAACCAAUGAAACUCAGCAAGUGAAUUGAAAAAAGUUAUCAUCUGUUUACAUAUCACUUGUUAAUAAUCAUUUCAUGCAGAACAUUUGUCACAUAACUGUUUUAAAUGAACGUGUUCAGGAACUUAUUGCCGAAAGCAUCCCUGUGCCCGUACUUUGCACAUGAGCAAUCCGCAUUUAAAACUCAUGUGGAUGGUAAACCGAGAAAUCUUUUAAAACAUAAAUUCUCUAAUAUAUAGCUAUAACUAUCAAUAAAAAAUACCCACAAAACCGAGUGAUAAUUGUG